Molecule: messenger RNA, 2979 nt
Organism: Adelges cooleyi (spruce gall adelgid)
Lineage: Eukaryota; Metazoa; Arthropoda; Insecta; Hemiptera; Adelgidae
Gene: ort
Product: glycine receptor subunit alpha-3
Exons: 11
Coding region: 195-1460 (421 amino acids)
Biological process (GO): chemical synaptic transmission; nervous system process; signal transduction
Cellular component (GO): membrane; neuron projection; synapse
Molecular function (GO): chloride channel activity; neurotransmitter receptor activity; extracellular ligand-gated monoatomic ion channel activity
Source: RefSeq, a predicted model, not a curated record
UCAAUUCAAUCAAUCCCCGACGCCCUCGCGAGACACACUCUGUUCGCACGACCCCGCCAGUCGACAUGCCGUUAACCGUGUUGGUCCCCACGCGUUCCCCGUGAAUUCAAACUGACAGACAGACAGUCAACUGCCGGACAGACAAACACGGCCGUAUCAAUUGGUUUCACCUCGCAAACGGCACUCGGAGCACUAUGAAGAUUUUUGAUCCAUACAAGUUGUUCAAUUAUCUCAUUCCACAGCUGAUCGUCUUUCUUGGUGUUGUCAACUUACAACUGAGAAGUGCGAAUGGCUUGGAGUUCAGAGACAUCCUUCCGGAAGACCCUAAACUCUACGACAAGAUGAGGCCUCCGAAAAAAGACGGAAUGCCGACCACGGUUUAUUUCCACGUAACGGUUAUGGGCUUAGAUUCUAUUGACGAAAACGCUAUGACUUACGCUGCAGACAUAUUUUUCGCUCAAACCUGGAAAGAUCACAGACUUCGUCUUCCAGAAAAUAUGACAUCCGAGUACAGAUUGCUGGAAGUCGAUUGGCUAAAAAACAUUUGGAGACCGGAUUCUUUUUUCAAAAACGCCAAAGCCGUGACUUUUCAAACCAUGACUAUUCCCAACCAUUACAUGUGGCUCUACAAGGACAAAACUAUUCUGUACAUGGUCAAAUUAACUCUAACGUUGUCUUGCGCCAUGAACUUUAUGAUCUACCCUCACGACACUCAGGAAUGCAAAUUACAAAUGGAAAGCCUCUCUCACACCACUACCGAUAUGGUAUUCCAGUGGGACCCUCAAAUACCAUUGGUAGUCGCCGAAAACAUUGAGUUACCUCAAUUGCAAUUAGUAAAAAAUCAAACGGCGGAUUGCACUCAAGUAUACUCUACCGGAAAUUUCACUUGUCUGGAAGUGGUGUUCGUUUUGAAACGCAGGCUCGGUUAUUAUUUGUUUCACACUUACAUCCCAACAUGUCUUAUCGUCAUCAUGUCGUGGGUCUCAUUUUGGAUCAAACCCGAGGCUGCUCCUGCCCGUGUCACCCUUGGCGUCACAUCUUUAUUGACUCUAUCCACUCAACACGCAAAGUCUCAGGCCUCUUUACCUCCGGUUUCUUAUUUAAAGGCCGUCGACACGUUUAUGUCCGCAUGCACCGUAUUUGUGUUCAUGGCACUCAUGGAAUAUUGUCUUGUCAACAUAGUUCUCGGCGACGCUGACAUCCCGCCUAAAACUUUUUCAAAGAAAUCGUUCGAUUUUAGUUUCCGAAGUAGCAUCAAACCGAUUGACGGCCAUUCCAUCCCACCGCCUCCUCGUCCGCCACCACAAGCCACAGCAGCCGCAGCUGCAGCUUCAACGGCCAUUGCUCAAAGAAACCGCGCCAGAGCUUUGCAAAUCGACCGUUUCUCCAGAGUUUUCUUCCCACUGUUGUUCGCCAUACUCAACAUGACUUACUGGAUAAUAUUCGCUCGGUUUUUGUAAACGAUCACCUAUCCAACGACCACGAGCUAGUUCAAAUUAGAUUUGUUCAUAUCACAACAAUAGUUAUAAAGUAUUACAAAAAGGUGUUUCACCGAGGGCUACUCUUUGCUACUUCUUCAGGGCGAUAGACAAUUUAUUUUGAAUAAUAAUUCCUCAUGUCGCUGCCUGCACAAGCUUACUUUCAACUAAUAAUUUAUUUUUCAGUCAAACCGCUUCGUUUCAAAUAAUUAAAUUUUUCCUCUCUUCUUUCAACAGGCUCAAACCACCUUAAUCUAUCUUCUAUCUUCUUAAUUUAUUCUAUCUAACUUAUGGCACUCUAUGGAUACAUUCGACUCUAUGUUCUCAUUUCAGUUGCUUCCUUCUUGCUUUCGACUUUCUUAAUUUUUUUCUGCUGGCCUCAUUACCUGUGAACCGUUUCUUUUAAUUAUGCAUAACAUCUUUCUGAUAAUUAUUUGCCUAAUUCGACCAUACUUUAUUGUAUUUUCGAAAAACGGUACUUACCUAAGGAAGUAAUACAAUGAGUAAGCCCUCGCAAAACACUUAACGUGCAUUAACUAAACAGACAACUGAAUUUCUCUGAGAAAAUUUUUAGUAACCAUAUAGGCAUAGUAUAAGUGUGCGUAAUAAUAGUUGGUACUUAGCAUACACCUAAAUGAACAGAUAUUACAUUAAAAAAAAAAUAAAACUUAACGCACGACUACUAAAAUAAUUUUAAGCCUUUACUGACACUGCGAUUGUUCACAAAAUAUAAAUUUGAACUCAAAAACACAAUUAGAAAAUAUUUUAUACACAAAUGACUAUCACGGUACCUACGGGGUACACACAUUAUAACCGCUAGACAUUAUACAUUUCACUCAAGGCUUUUGUAAUGUACUUGUAGUAUCCAAAGCAGCAAAAGCAAAUUAAUAUUUUAGAAAGGAGAGUUUUAAUUCUAAUUAAGGGAAUUGUGAUGAUUUGUGAUCAGUUUGCAUUUGUGCUAAAAGUUAUCAAAAUGUCGCUUGACAUAAAAACAUACCUAUAUAUUAUUCGUUUAAAAUAUUCAAAUGCAAUUAUAUUUAAUUAUUUAAAUACUUAAUAAAUAUAGUAAAUUGAUUCGUACAAUUGGUACAACGCUGAGUGACGCGUUUUAGUUUCUGCACUGGUAUGUUUCAAAAUAGAAUAGCGUAAUAAUUGAUUUGUAAUUUAUGAGUGAUUAAACAAUUUUCAAAAAAAAAAUCGAAAUUGUUAAGAAGACUCUUAGAGUUAAAAUAUUAUAUACACCCUUUUAUAGUUAAUUAGAAUGAUUAAAAAUUAAGCAAUAUAUUGCGAAAUUUAUCUUAAAAGUAUUUUACAUCAUUAUUAAAAUUAUGAAACUAGCGUAGCAUUUCUAGUAUAUUAUAUUAUACACCGUAAAAUUAAUUUACAAUAAGAUAUCUUAUGAAAUAUUCAAGUAUUAGAUGAAUAAGAAAACGGCACUAAGCCUACUAUGUUUUAUUAUAUUACGUACAUGGAUAAUGUUCACAUACACUUAAGUAUCUAU